This is a messenger RNA of Closterium sp. Naga37s-1, 1701 nucleotides long. The record is from the annotation of a GenBank genome assembly. Lineage: Eukaryota; Viridiplantae; Streptophyta; Zygnematophyceae; Desmidiales; Closteriaceae.
GAUGAGACGUUUGACUUCGGUCCACGUGGCGACCUCGCAUACGACGCCGUCGGUCCGCUCCUCCUCAACGUCGGCUGCUUCCCGGACGCUUCCUCUGCGCGCGCCUUCUUCCAAACCCUAGCCGCCAGGUUCGGCGACGCCCAUGCCGCAGCCUCGGCGGAGAACGUGCGGAGCCUGGGCGCGCCGAUGCGCAUGGGGGAGGGGAUGGCGGAGCAGGCGCUUCUGGGGGAGGGGAAGACGGGGGUGAUCCAGGCGGUGGCGGCGGAGGGGGAGGAGGAGUCCAUGUACUUCGUGACGGAGCGCGAUCUGCGCAAGCUCGAGCGCAACAAGCGCAAGGACGAGCGCCAGCGCAUGGUGGGUCUCAGGAUUUCGCUGAGGGGGGAGGGGGGGAGGGGGGGAAGGGGGAUGGGGGAAGGGGGGAGGGGAGGAAGGGGUGUUGGCAAUAUGCCCUUUCUCUCCUUUGCAGCAGGCACAUCGCCUUUGCAGAAUGCAUGCAUGCAAGGCGAGGCGCAUGUUCGGCUAACUGACGACGUGUACGAGGCGCACGUGAAGGAUGCAUACGAGGCGCACGUGAAGGAGAGCGAGGCGAUUCUAUCGUCCAUGCCGCUGGUGACGGUGUCGCACGGGGGCGAUGGCACAGAGGGCGGGGCGAAGGACAUCCAUCUGAGCAACUUCACCGUCACCGUGGCGGGGAAAGACCUCAUCAGCGACGCUUCCAUUACUCUGGCUUUUGGGCGAAGAUAUGGCUUUCAUCGACAACGAUCGUGUUCUCUCCCCCACAACCUGCCCCUUCUUCGCCCUUAUCCCCCUCCCUCACUACGUUCCUCCCACCCUCUGCGCGCUCCCUUCAACUGCCUUACUCCUCCUCUGAACUUCUCCCCUCUUUGCCCCGCCUUCCCUUUCCUGCCCAACACUGCGCCCCUCUCCCCCUCUGUGCUCGUCACUUCACUCCCGCCCCUCUCUGCAUUGCAGGCGCUGGAGAGAAUCGGCACUGUGGAUUCCGUGGUGGCAGACCCUGAGUACCGAUUUGAGUUCCCCACACCUGAAGACCGGCCGCAGGCGCCCAUCAUCAGCUUCACCGACGUCAACUUCGGCUACCCCGGCGGGCCGUUGCUCUUCAAGAAUCUCAACUUCGGCAUUGACCUAGACAGCAGACUCGCCAUCGUGGGCCCCAACGGCAUAGGCAAGACCACGCUGCUGAAGCUCAUCUCAGGCGAGCUCAAGCCCACCUCAGGCACUGCCUUCCGCUCCCCCAAGGUGCGCAUGGCAGUGUUCGCGCAGCACCACGUGGACGGGCUGGAACUUUCCAAGUCGCCUCUGCUCUACAUGGCGCACUCCUUCCCGGGAGUACCGGAGCAGAAGCUGAGGGCGCAUCUGGGCUCCUUUGGCCUGGGAGGCAACCUGGCGCUGCAGCCCAUGUACACACUCUCAGGAGGGCAGAAGAGCAGAGUGUCAUUCGCUAAGAUCACGUUCCACAAGCCACACAUUCUGCUGCUCGACGAGCCCUCCAACCAUCUGGACAUCGAUGCAGUGGAGGCGUUGAUUCAGGGCCUUGCUCUCUUCCAAGGCGGUGUUCUCAUGGUGAGUCACGAUGAGCAUCUGAUCAGUGGCGGUGUGGACCAGCUGUGGGCGGUGGACAAGGGAGUGGCCAAGCCCUUCUCCGGCACCUUCAAGGAGUACAAGCGCUCCAUCAAACACUGA